Messenger RNA from Haliotis rubra (blacklip abalone), 2146 nucleotides. RefSeq names its product E3 ubiquitin-protein ligase TRIM56-like. The transcript has 4 exons. The record is from RefSeq and is a predicted model, not a curated record. The coding region runs from base 731 to 2038 and encodes 435 amino acids. Gene Ontology annotation, molecular function: zinc ion binding. Lineage: Eukaryota; Metazoa; Mollusca; Gastropoda; Lepetellida; Haliotidae.
UAAUAAUGACAUGCUUUAGUCACAUUAUUACAGACAGAUAUGUAGAGAGUCUAUAAAGACAAAUUAAGCUACUUAUUCAGCCGCUGUGUUGGUUCAGCGUCACGUUCGUGUCGAACACCCGGCGUGUCUUGUUCUGUCUACUAUCGUUAUGUACACUUGAUCCACUUCUCUAACCUCACGGACGUCUGUUGUCAUAUAGACACACUGACUCCAGAGAUAUAACCCUUAACUCUGUCAUACCUAUAUGUAUAUAUAGAACUCAUUUUUGAGAAAAUUAAUCAUAUGUAUUGAAAUAUUUUCUGGUUUGUUUUCGCUCAAAGCUAUUGAUAAAAUUCUACUUUCGUUAUGCAAAUGAGAACCCAAAAGUAGGUCAGCUCACUAUCAGCGCGGCGAUACACGACUGUCACAGUAUGAAGAGGACUUUGGCCAUCAAUUCCCUAUGAUAUUAUUUCAGGUUUUUUGUUUAUUGAUGCAUCCAUCCAACAAAUCCUAAUUUAGUACAUAAAGACUAUUGCUAUCGUAUGCUAUUGUUAAUUUAAUUUAGUAUUGUUGGAUCUAAGUGUUCAUAAGUAUACACUAAGUGCAAAUUAGUGAUGAAAUACGAUAGAUCUCAAACCUGUAAACGUGUUCUUUUUUGUUACUUCUACUUCAUCCAUCUUGCAGCAUGUAUUCUCUUAAUUUAUAUUAUUUCCAAUUUUGAAUAGAUCAUUGACCAUCAGUUUGUUUGUAGAUGGCAACGUCCCAGAAACUGGAGGAACAUUUCCUCACAUGCACCAUAUGCACAGAUGUGUUUGACAAUCCAUGCACGCUUGUGUGUUAUCACACAUUCUGUCGGAAAUGUGUCGUCAACUACACCAAAACCAAACCAGAAGCCAUCAGUGCCAAGUCUCUUCUGUGUCCAUUCUGCAUCAAAAUGACGAAAGUGUCUGAACCUGGCAGACCAGUGGAGGAAUGGGCGGAUGAUGUCAAGCCAAGUUUUGUCAUCCAGGGACUGUUGGACUCCUUUGGUCCUGGAUCUAGAGAUACAACAAACUGCACCUGCUGUCAUGCGGAAGGGGAGACAACUCCUGCAUCUGUAUGGUGCUCAGUGUGUGACGAAACCCUGUGUGACCGAUGUGCUAGAAUGCACAAACGUUUCCCAUCCACUCGUCAUCAUGACGUCCUUGACCUUUCUGGCGAGGUCAAUAUUGCGCGAAAGCGAAAAGUCAUGUGUAGUGAACACAAGGACGAAUGCGUCAAAUUCCUGUGCAAAGAUUGCAAGAAAGUCACCUGUCAAACCUGUUGUGUCAUCUAUCACAGAAAAUGCGAGUCCGUUGUGACACUAGAGUCGGAAUUGCCUGCUUUAAAAUCGAAACUGCUAUUUGACAAGGAAAAUAUACGACAGAAGCAAAUUCUUAUUGAAAAGAAAGUCGAUACAGUUAAAUCGAAUGUCAUGACUGAGAAAGAUCGAUAUGUCCAAAUGGAAUCGAAGAUCAAGUCUUCAGGAAGAAAGGCGAGGGAAACAAUCACUCUCAAGGCAAAUGAACUUUUAGAUAAACUGAAAGAAAUCUCAGAAAGGCACAUUGAACAGUUGAACGCCGACAUUAAGUCAGGGGAGAUAUCAGUACAGAUGUACCGACAACAGGCUGAGCUGAUUGACCAGACUCUACAAUCUGAGUGUGACAUGGAUGUGUAUGAGAUGUACCAGGGAUGUGAUGCUGGUGAUGUGGAGGAUGUCGGACACACAGACUUGAAGGAGAAGGGAAGAAUAGCCAGGAUCACGUUAAGACAGGACUCGGACAAGCUGAGUAGAGCAGUGGACGAUCUACAGCUGGGUGAGAUAGACGUUCUGUAUGACAGUGACAUUUUGGUUGUUCUCCAAUCUCAGAAUAAUGUGGUUCAUCUGACCGAGUCAGGCCAGUUUGUUAGGAACCUACUUACAGCAGGUGACGGUGUCGAUCAUCCGCACGGUGUUUGUGCAGAUGGACGUGGCCACGUGUAUGUUUGUGAAUUGUUCUCAGGUAACAUCAAUGUAUUCACAUGUAGUGACACAAAAUAGAUAACUGAUUCAUACUCAAACCAUAUUCCACCUGAUACUGUGAAGAUUAAUACACUACAAUGUUUGAUUGGUGCACAUGGAUCAUAAGAGGACCGUAGACAUGUACAC